AACCAAUCAGCACACACGUUGGUUCGCUUGUGGUCCUGGUGUGCUGGCUGGCACCGGUAGUUAACCUAGAAUGUGAAGAAUUGUAGCUAGUCUGUAAAAAUAAAAACCUUGCUCUAGUGAGGAAGGAGAAGCGGCGCAGGACUAUGGACCCGGUGAACAAUGCUGAGACAGGAGAUACAGAAACCGAACUGGAGCCGGUCUGUGUUCUUAUUCCGACAGAAACGAGGUGCAAGAAGGAGCAGGAAAAGCUGUCCGGAGUUGUCAAGAAUGUCCAUAGAAAACUGCGAAGAAAAUACAGAGAAGUGGGGGAUUUUGAGAAGAUCUGGCGAGAGCACUGUGAGGAUGAGCAGACUCUGAGUGAAUAUGCCCUGGCCAUGAAGAACCUGGCCGACAACCACUGGGCCAAGACCUGCGAGGGAGAGGGCCGCAUCGAGUGGUGUCGCAGUGUUUGUCAGGAGUAUUUCCUGGAUGGUGGAAUGAGAAGAAUGUUGGAGAAGGAUGAGAAGAGUGCCAGGCUUGCCAUAGCCACCUCAGCUGCAACUCUGAGUACCCAGCCUUAUAGCUCCUUCAUCCCCAGGUCCAUCUCCCAGCUUGGUAAAAUGCGGCUGCUGGACGUUGGCAGCUGUUUUAACCCCUUCCUGAAGUUUGACGAGUUCCUCACAGUCGGUAUUGACAUAGUGCCUGCGGUCGAGAGUGUAUACAAGUGUGACUUCCUUAACCUCCAGCUCCAGCAGCCCCUGCAGCUGGCUAGUGACGCAGUGGAAGCCUUCCUGAGACAGCUGUGUAGCCCCAUUGACGCACUGCCCGCCCAGCUCUUCAACGUGGUGGUCUUCUCCCUGCUCCUCUCCUACUUCCCCUCGCCUUACCAGCGCUGGAUCUGCUGCAAGAAGGCCCACGAGCUGCUGGAACUGCACGGCCUGCUGCUCAUCAUCACCCCCGACUCCUCCCACCAGAACCGCCACGCCCUCAUGAUGCGCAGCUGGCGCGUGGCGGUGGAGUCACUGGGCUUCAGGCGCUGCAAGUACAUUAAGUUCUCCCACAUGCACCUCAUCGCCUUCCGCAAGGUGUCCCUGACCACCACCAGCGACCUGGUCAGCCGUAACUACCCCGAGAUGCUCUACAUCCCUCAGGACUUCCAAUCCCACGAGGAGGAGGACUACACCGACGUGCUGGUUCAGGCGCACUCCGUCUUCGAGGACGACCAGCUGGCGUGGGGCUUCACGGAGCUGCCGGACACGCCCUACGACUCGGAUUCAGGAGAGAGUCAGAGCAGUUCCUUGCCCUUCCUACACGAGCUGGAGGACCCCAUACUGCUGCAGAGCUGAGCUAGACUAGCUAAACCCCUACUAGCUACUCUCUCUCUCUCUCAAAGUCCUUAUUCAAUCCCUAAGGCUCCCCUUGGCCCUAACCUUUCAAUGUUUGCAGAUCUGUAAGGAGGAAAGCAAUAUUGUUGUAGCUUUGCCACUGCACUGCUUAUACCUAACCAGAGCCUUCAGACAUGCAACAUGGGAGGGGCAAGUGGGAGGGAUGGGGAGCAAUUUGAGACCGGCUGUCUCUGUCCCCAACUGCUGCGCUGCCAAAUGAACCUGCUGCAUUCUUCUCACACUCUUCUUUUCCCUUAACUAAACAACGCAGUUUGCACAGAUUGGAAGAAAAAUACGUUUACAGAAGUGAGUUGUUUAUUAUUCGAUAUCUUACAUGGUUAGUCUCUCAACACAACUGCACACACACACAAUAAAUGAGUUUUUUUUUAAAAAUGAAGACAUGGUAGCUGAAUGCCCUCAGGAUAGAUGUAGUUAGCCUGCCCCUUGCAUUUCAUCCCAUCUUUGUGAUCUGUCACGCUCUACUAACAGAAGACAAUCAACCUUUCAAAGGCUUUGUUUUAGUAGUUAAACGGUGAAUGUGCUUCAGUGCCAGCAAGCCGCUGACUUUAAAUCCCUCUUAAAGAGACCGAUACCACAGAGGUUUGUCAGGUUUGGUUAGUGGAAAGAUUGAGAUGGAAAGAGGGAUACGCUUGUUUCUGUAAAUCAGGCACUGCUUUCUCUAAUUCUUGGCGUGCAUUUAGUUUUCCAAAAAAGAAAGAGAAAAAAAAACAAAUUGUUUUACUCAAACUAUGUGGUUUUGUUCACUUUUGAACACUGGUUUUGUCCAACACGAUGUGUGGCAACGCCAUUUUAUUUCAGCGUCUCUUUCACUGAUUCAUAACAAUUAAAGUGAUAUUUGUAGCAUUUUCAGAACCUUAAGGUGUAUGUAGUUACGUUGCCUAGUUAAAGGUUAAAAAAAAAAUAUAUAUAUAUAUAUAUGUACUACAAAAUACAACUUUUCCUAAUGUGAAACUGUUGGGGGUUUUUCAUAGUAUACCAUGGUACGAGUUUUGCAAAAUAGUCAUUGCUCUAUUUUCUCUGCUGGUGUGAAGAAACUGCUAUGUACAUAUGCACAGAUGUUAGCUUACCUUCAAUGUUCAAUACAACCUUAUUUGUAAAACAUUUAAAAAAAAAUAAUAAUACUUUUGUGAGGAACAAUAUUUAGGCUUCAUUAUCUGAUCAAUAAUAGGUCUCUAGUGAUGCCUUGGCUUCUUUAUAGGUAACUGUUGGCUUCUCUAUAGGUACUGGUAACUAGAGAAAUUAUACUGACCACACUAUGUCCACUGAAGUGAAACAUAUAUAUCGACUAAGACACCAGCUUUAGCUAUCAGUUUUACCUAAUUUCCUUUAAAGUACUUCAUAUCUGAGGAGAGCAACGUUGGCCGUAGGAAGAAUUGUUGAAUUCAAAAUGUAGUUUUUUUUUGUUGUCAAUAUUUACUUUUUCAUUCAUAUGUUUGCAGAAUAAGUAUAGUAUCAACAAAUACUGAGUCAUUCAUUGCAUCAGUAAGUUAAUUUGACUAUCCCUUUUAUAUGUAUUUUCAUCCACAACAUGAAAGUACUUAGUGUGUACUCUGCUUAAAGAAAUGUAUUAGCUCCAAACAGUUGUCAAAAUGGUCUUAUGAACUCCAAAAGAUUCGCCUCAAUGAGGUUUUGCACUAAUACCACACGGUCUCAUCAUUAGUCAUGCAAUCUCUGAUCUCAUCAAAGUGCAUUUUAGCAAUAGCCAGGUGUAUCCUGUACUGUAUCCUUAUGGGGAAGGUUUCUGUGUUGUUCUCAAUGACACUAGCACACAAAUACUCAUUUUGUUAUAUAUUUGUAAUGAUGUUUUUGUGUGUGUGGAGAUAUGUAGGUUGAGUGUGCAUGAGUGUUUGUUGUAAUGUACUUGUGUGUGGCACUGUACUUCAUAAAUAGUAGACUAAUCUCUCAGCUGCCAUGAGUCAUGUGAUUCCUGUCAUGGGGGAUAUAGGUUGCGUCCCAAAAUGGCACCCUAUUCCCUUGGUCAAAAUUAGUCCACUAUGUAGGGAAUAGGGUGCCAUUUGGGACGUACCCUUAUGAAUAUAACCAGUAUUAUGUACCUGUACCCUAAUGUUCUCACAUCAGUUUACCUGAAAUCCUAAAGGUGCCUUACUUAUCCCCGGUAAUGUUUUUGCAGUCCUGGUUCUCAUGCCCAUAUGUUAGAGAACUCCCACUUUUCACUUGGCAGUAUACAAUGGGUUUUCUUUGCCAAAUAAUUGUGUUAUGUGCAACUGUACAAAUGAGCUACCAGCUACCACUUAAAAGUAUAAUUGGCUCAACGUUUUACCCUAAGAACAAUGUGUUUUUGUUUAAAGGAUGUCAUUUGUCAUUGAUAAUAAUUACAUAUUGCUUUCAACUUGCUAUACAUCCGUUGUAACUAGAUAACUUUCUGGUCAGUUCAUGUUUGAUGUACUUUAAUCUAUUUAUCUUUAACAGAAGAGACAGACAUUUCUCAUUACAAAUCAUUUGCUUGAGGGUUGUGAAUUGUACCAGUAAGCAAUUAGUGACACACUCAUCCUUGUAUCUGUCUUCCAAGAGUUUGAUUCCAUUACUUUCAUAAACAGCUUCAUUUUCAGUAUUAAGGAUUUUGACAAUUGCAGGACAAUGUGUGCAUGGUUGUUAUUCUAUUUUAUAAAUGAAUGUUAAUGCAGCUUCCAUGUCUGAUUUUAUUGUGUACUCCAUUCUGUUUUUGUUUUUUUUAUAGGACUGAGGUGAACUUGAGUCGUUGUAUUGGUCAUAUUUAUUAGAGCAUAAAUAUAGCAAAGUGUAGUAGGUUUCACUUCUAUUGUAGUUUUUAAUUUUCAGUUGAUGAGAGUAAUUUUACAGUAGUUCUAGAUGUGCUACAUGUCAAGUUGUUGCUACUGUAAACUAUGAUUUAUUAUUGAUCACCAGGCUUCAUGAGAUGGGCUCUCUUCUUCACUUGCUGGUAUUGGAGUUGGCCCAAGGCAAACUAUCACCGACUGCACUCUUAAAAAUAAAAGGUUUGGAUCCUG
Messenger RNA from Oncorhynchus mykiss (rainbow trout), 4372 nucleotides. Its product is annotated as S-adenosylmethionine sensor upstream of mTORC1. NCBI's taxonomy places the organism in Eukaryota, Metazoa, Chordata, Actinopteri, Salmoniformes, Salmonidae. Gene Ontology annotation, biological process: negative regulation of TORC1 signaling. The record is from RefSeq and is a predicted model, not a curated record.